AUGACAUCUAUACACUUUGUGGUUCACCCGCUCCCCGGGACCGAGGAUCAGCUCAAUGACAGGCUCCGUGAAGUUUCUGAAAAACUCAACAAAUACAGUUUUAACAGUCACCCACACCUCAGUCUUCUUGAACAAGCCACUCUGAAACAAUGUGUUGUCGGCCCAAACCAUGCCGGAUUUCUCCUUGAGGAUGGUCGAGUUUGUAGAAUAAGCUUUGCAGUCCAACCCGAUCGCCUUGAGCUGAGCAAACCUGAUGGCAGUGAUGGUUCAAAGUUGAGCAGUGGUUCAGGGACAGGAAGGAGCUCCAGGCCAGGCCGGACUAGUGAUCCGCCCUGGUUCCUGUCUGGUUCAGACACUUUUGGCAGACUGGCAGGCAACACCCUUGGGAGUCGCUGGAGCUCCGGGGUGAAUGGCAGCAGUGGAGGAGGUGGUGGUUCAGGGGGAUCCGGGGGCAGUGGAGCAGGAGGGGGUAGCAGUGGUGGCACUGGAGGAGGGGCUGGAGGUGGGGGCAGCGGGGGCACCUCGGGAAGGUCCUCCACAGCUGCCCGCGACUCUCGACGCCAGACCAGAGUGAUACGCACUGGACGGGACCGCGGUUCAGGUCUGUUGGGAAGUCAGCCCCAGCCUGUGAUACCUGCAUCUGUCAUCCCUGAAGAGCUCAUUUCUCAGGCCCAGGUAGUUCUACAGGGAAAAUCCAGGAGUGUUAUUAUUCGAGAGUUGCAGAGAACCAAUUUGGACGUCAACCUCGCUGUCAACAAUCUGUUGAGCAGAGAUGAUGAAGAUGGUGAUGAUGGUGAUGACACAGCCAGUGAGUCCUACCUGCCCGGAGAGGACCUGAUGUCUCUGUUGGAUGCAGACAUACACUCAGCGCAUCCCAGCGUCAUUAUUGAUGCCGACGCCAUGUUCUCUGAGGACAUAAGUUAUUUUGGCUACCCAUCGUUCAGACGCUCUUCUCUGUCGCGCCUAGGUUCCUCUAGAGAACGAGACUCUGAACUUCUACGUGAACGAGAGUCUGUGCUUCGGCUACGUGAGCGCCGGUGGCUGGAUGGGGCCUCAUUUGACACAGAGCGAGGUUCCACCAGUCGCGAUGGAGAACCCAGUCUUGACAAGAAAAGCAUCCCCGUCCAGAGCCCUGUGUCCUUGGGAGAGGAGCUGCAGUGGUGGUCUGACAAGGAUGGAGUAAAGUUUGUGAGCAUUGGAGCACUGUUCUCGGAGAUGGUGGCUGUAAGCACCAAAGGAGAGUUGUACCAGUGGAAGUGGUCUGACCCUGAACCUUAUAGGAAUGCCCAGAACCCAUCGAUUCACCACCCACGUGUCCCUUUCCUGGGCUUGGUCAAUGAGAAGAUCACCUUAUUGUCUGCCAACAGCAUCAGAGCGACUGUAGCCACUGAAACAAACAAGGUUGCAACUUGGGUGGAUGAUACACUGAGUACGGUAGCUUCUAAGUUGGAGCACAGUGCCCAGGCCUUUACUGAGCUGCAGGGCGAGCGCUUGGUGUCAUUGCACUGUUGUGCUCUCUAUACCUGUGCGCAGCUGGAGAAUAGCCUCUACUGGUGGGGUGUUGUGCCUUUUAGUCAAAGAAAGAAGAUGCUUGAAAAGGCAAGAGCCAAGAACAAAAAGCCAAAGUCCAGUGCUGGAAUCUCCUCCAUACCCAACAUCACUGUGGGCACACAGGUGUGCUUGAGGAGUAACCCGCUGUACCAUGCUGGCGCAGUGGCCUUCUCUGUCAGCGCAGGCAUCCCUAAAGUGGGUGUCCUCCUGGAGUCUGUCUGGAACAUGAACGACAGCUGCCGGUUCCAGCUGCGCUCACCAGAAAGCCUCAAGAGCAUGGAAAAGACCACCAAGACACAGGAAAUUAAGGCUGAAAGCAAGCCUGAUCUGGUGAAGACUGAAAUGGGUCCUCCGCCCUCCCCGGCCUCCACCUGCAGUGAUACCUCCUCUAUCGCGAGCAGUGCCUCUCUACCCUACAAACGAAGGCGCUCAACUCCAGCUCCCAAAGAAGAAGAGAAAGUGAAUGAAGAGCAAUGGUCUCUCAGAGAAGUUGUGUUUGUGGAGGACAUUAAAAAUGUCCCUGUUGGAAAGGUGCUGAAAGUCGAUGGUGCAUAUGUUGCAGUGAAGUUUCCAGGGACAUCCAGCAGCGUGAGCAACCAAAGCACUGCUCCUCUGGAUUCUGACCCAUCCUCACUGCUGCAGGACUGUAGGCUGCUGAGAAUAGAUGAGCUGCAGGUGGUUAAAACUGGUGGAACUCCUAAAGUUCCUGACUGUUUCCAACGAACGCCUAAGAAACUCAGCCUUCCUGAAAAAGCUGAGAUUCUAGCUGUGAAUGUUGACUCCAAAGGAGUUCAUGCAGUACUGAAAACCGGUACCUGGGUAAGAUACUGUAUCUUUGAUCUGGCAACAGGCAAAGCUGAGCAAGAGAAUAACUUCCCAACUAGUAACCUAGCCUUCCUAGGACAAAGUGAGCGAAAUGUUGCCAUCUUUACUGCUGGACAGGAAUCCCCCAUAAUCCUUCGGGAUGGAAAUGGCACCAUCUACCCUAUGGCCAAAGACUGCAUGGGGGGAAUAAGAGAUCCAGAUUGGCUUGACUUGCCUCCUAUCAACAGCUUGGGAAUGGGUGUGCACUCACUGGCCAAUCUCCCCCCCAACUCUACCAUUAAAAAGAAAGCUGCUAUCAUUAUUAUGGCUGUGGAGAAGCAAACUCUGAUGCAGCACGUGCUGCGCUGUGACUAUGAGGCAUGUCGGCAGUAUCUGGUUAACUUGGAACAAGCCUUCCUUCUGGACCAGGGAAGCCAGGCUCUGGGCGCUCUGCUCAGGCACCGCUGUGACGGAAACCGCAAUAUCCUCCACGCUGCUGUGUCAGUCUGUUUUCCUGUGAGCAACAAGGAGACCAAAGAAGAGGAAGAGGCUGAAAGGUCUGAGAGAAACACAUUUGCAGAGCGCCUGUCUGCUGUGGAGGCGAUUGCUAAUGCCAUCUCGGUGGUCUCAAGCAACAGCUCUGGAAACAGAACGGGUUCCUCUAGCAGCAGAGGACUUCGGUUAAGAGAGAUGAUGCGUAGGUCAUUGAGAGCCGCUGGUCUUGGGCGACAUGAAUCUGGCCCAUCCUCCAGUGAUCACCAAGACCCAGUUUCUCCCCCCAUUGCACCUCCGAGCUGGGUACCUGAUCCUCCUCCUAUGGACCCGGAUGGUGACAUUGACUUCAUCUUGGCACCAGCUGUGGGCUCACUCACUACUGCAUCCUCUGGGAACAGUCAGGGACCUAGCACCUCAACUAUUCCAGGGCCGUCCACAGAGCAAUCAGUGGUUGAAUCUAAAGACAGAAAGGCCAAUGCGCAUUUGAUCCUCAAGUUAAUGUGUGACAGUGUUGUUUUGAGGCCACAUCUGCGGGAGCUGCUCUCUGCAAAGGACGCUCGUGGCAUGACUCCCUUUAUGCUGGCUGUUGGGGGACGAGCAUAUCCUGCUGCUAUUACUGUUCUAGAAGCCGCUCAGAAAAUGGCAAAAGCAGGUGAUCCCAGUGUCCCAGAGAAAGAGGACGCAGACUCUGUUUUUAUGGAGAUGAUUUGCCCCAUGGGAACAAACCCUGAUGACUCUCCGCUUUAUGUCUUGUGCUGUAAUGACACCUGCAGCUUCACUUGGACCGGGGCGGAGCACAUAAACCAGGACAUUUUUGAGUGCCGAACCUGUGGGCUGCUUGAGUCGCUAUGUUGCUGCACAGAGUGUGCCAGAGUGUGUCACAAGGGACACGACUGCAAGCUCAAGAGAACCUCCCCAACAGCCUACUGUGAUUGUUGGGAGAAAUGCAAAUGCAAAACACUUAUUGCUGGACAAAAGGCUGCUCGUCUGGAUCUACUCUAUCGGCUGCUUACUACCACUAAUCUGGUCACCACCCCCAACAGCAGAGGAGAGCACAUCUUGCUGUUCUUAGUGCAGACUGUAGCCAGACAGAGUGUGGAGCACUGUCAGUACAGACCACCACGUAUCAGAGAAGAUCGGAAUCGCAAGACUGCAAAUGCUGAAGAAUCUGAUAUGCCUGACCAUGAUCUGGAGCCACCUCGGUUUGCACAACUUGCUUUGGAGAGGGUCCUUCAAGACUGGAAUGCCCUCAAAUCCAUGAUCAUGUUUGGUUCUCAGGAAAAUAAAGACCCACUUAGUGCCAGCAGCAGAAUUGCGCACCUGCUGCCUGAAGAACAAAUUUACUUGAAUCAGCAAAGUGGCACCAUUCGCCUUGACUGUUUCACCCACUGCCUCAUUGUCAAGUGUGCUCCUGACAUCACUUUCAUCGACACCUUACUGGGAACAUUGGUGAAGGAGCUACAGAAUAAAUACACCCCUGGGCGAAGAGAGGAGGCCAUCACUGUCACCAGGAGGUUUUUGCGCUCUGUGGCUAGAGUGUUUGUCAUUCUCAGUGUGGAAAUGGCAUCAUCCAAGAAGAAAAAUAACUUCAUACCACAACCCAUUGGAAAAUGCCGAAGGGUUUUCCAGGCCUUAUUGCCUUAUGCUGUGGAGGAGCUAUGUAACGUGGCCGAGUCACUGAUCGUUCCUGUUCGAAUGGGAAUUGCUCGCCCCACGGCCCCCUUCACUUUGGCGAGCACAAGCAUUGAUGCAGUCCAGGGCAGUGAAGAACUCUUCUCUGUGGAACCGCUGCCUCCAAGACCAUCCCCUGACCAAUCCAAUAGCUCAAACCAGACUGCAGCCUCCUACAUCAUUCGGAACCCGCAGCCUCGACACAGCAGUCAAUCGCAGCCUGUCAGAGGGAGAGACGAAGAGCCUGAUGACAUUGUAUCUGCUGAUGUGGAAGAGGUUGAAGUGGUUGAAGGUGUUGCAGGUGAAGAUGACCACCAUGACGACCAGGAAGAACCGGGAGAAGAAAACGCUGAAGCAGAGGGGCAGCACGAUGAGCAUGAUGAAGAUGGAAGCGACAUGGAGCUAGAUCUGCUGGCCGCUGCUGAAACUGAGAGUGACAGUGAGAGUAACCAUAGCAAUCAGGACAACGCCAGCGGACGCAGAAGUGUUGUCACCGCAGCUACAGCAGGCUCUGAAGCAGGUGCCAGCAGUGUCCCAGCCUUUUUCUCUGAGGAUGACUCUCAAUCAAACGACUCAAGUGAUUCAGACAGCAGCAGCAGCCAGAGCGACGAGGUGGAUCAGGAGACUUUUCUGUUUGACGAGCCUCUGGAGAGAACCACCAGCGCUUCUCACGCCAACAGUGCAGCCCAGGCCCCGCGCUCCAUGCAGUGGGCUGUGAGGAACGCGCCGAGUCAACGGACCACAGGCAGCGCACCAUCCAGCUCCUCCACACCGGCAGCAAGUUCCACAGGCCUGAUCUACAUCGACCCCACAAACCUGCGCCGUUCCAGUGCUAUCAGCUCCAGUGCAGCGGCAGCAGCAGCGGCUCUGGAGGCUUCAAACUCCAGCAGUUACCUGACGUCUGCCAGCAGCUUGGCCCGGGCGUACAGCAUCGUCAUAAGGCAGAUCUCUGACCUUAUGAGCCUCAUCCCCAAAUACAACCACCUGGUCUACUCCCAGUACCCUGCAGCGGUGAAACUCACCUACCAGGAUGCAGUUAGCUUACAGAACUUCGUUGAAGAGAAGCUGAUUCCCACCUGGAACUGGAUGGUAUCAAUCAUGGAUUCUACCGAGGCCCAGCUGAGGUAUGGCUCUGCGCUGUCCUCUGCUGGAGACCCGGGACACCCCAGCCACCCGCUGCACGCGUCUCAGCACUCUGCUCGCAGAGAGCGCAUGUCCGCCAGGGAGGAGGCCAGUCUGCGCACCUUGGAGGGACGCAGGAGAGCUGCAACUCUGUUAACCGCUCGUCAAGGCAUGAUGUCUGCUCGAGGUGACUUCCUAAACUAUGCCUUGUCUCUGAUGCGAUCUCAUAACGACGAGCAUUCCGACGUACUUCCUGUGCUGGAUGUCUGCUCCCUGAAGCAUGUGGCCUACGUUUUUCAAGCUCUCAUUUACUGGAUUAAAGCCAUGAACCAGCAAACCACGCUGGACACCCCACAACUGGAAAGAAAAAGAAAUCGUGACAUUUUGGAGCUAGGUUUGGACAAUGAGGACUCGGAGCAUGAAAACGAUGAAGACACAAAUCAGAGUAUGGCUGGGUCAACGCUCCAGGACAAAGAUGAGGACCCUGUCCCUGCAGAAACGGGUCAAAAUCACCCUUUUUUCCGUCGCUCUGACUCUAUGACAUUCCUUGGGUGUAUCCCACCAAACCCCUUUGAUGUCCCACUGGCUGAGGCCAUACCACUCGCCGACCAGCCUCAUCUUUUGCAGCCUAAUGCGAGGAAAGAGGACCUGUUUGGACGUCCCUCGCAAGGCCUGUACUCUUCCUCCUCAUCUUCACCAUUCAUAGCGACUAAAGGUCUGGCAGAGGCAAGUGUGGACCGGAACUGCCUGGAGGUAAACCCCUCUCAGAUUCUACCCACAAAGAUGUCUUAUUCUGCUAACUUGAAGAAUGUGAUGAGUAUGGAGACAGUUCAGAAAGGUCCUGAAACCCAGACACUCGGCGAUCAAGAGCUGGAGCCGUCCAAACCAGGACCUUCGCCCCAUGACCUGGCAGCUCAGCUCAAGAGCAGCCUUCUGGCUGAAAUUGGGCUCACAGAGAGCGACGGCCCUCCUCUACCAUCCUUCAGACCUCAUUGCAGUUUCAUGGGGAUGAUGAUUUCACAUGACAUGCUGCUGGGUCGCUGGCGCCUCUCGCUUGAACUAUUUGGCCGUGUGUUUAUGGAGGAUGUUGGAGCUGAGCCUGGAUCGAUUCUUACUGAACUAGGGGGAUUUGAGGUUAAGGAAUCAAAGUUUCGGCGAGAGAUGGAGAAGCUCCGAAACCUUCAGUCCAGAGACCUGGCUCUGGAGGUGGACAGAGACCGGGACCAGCUCAUUCAGCAGACCAUGCGGCAGCUGAACACGCACUUCGGCCGCCGCUGCACCACCACCCCCAUGGCGGUGCACAGGGUCAAGGUGACGUUUAAGGACGAGCCUGGUGAAGGCAGCGGAGUGGCCCGAAGCUUCUACACCGCCAUCGCCCUUGCCCUCCUGUCCAAUGACAAACUGCCCAACCUGGACUGUGUACAGAGUGUCAGCAAGGGCAUGCAGGCCAGCAGUACGUGUCAUCACGAUUACAAUUCAAAUCUAAUGCAGCGUUUGAGAAACAGGGACCGAGAGAGGGAGAGAAGGAGUGGGGGUCUGCGAGCAGGAUCCAGGAGAGACCGGGAUCGAGACUCCAGGAGACAGUUGUCCAUUGACACCAGACCCUUCAGGCCCUCAUCUGAAGGCAAUCCCAGCGACGAGCCUGACCCACUUCCUGCACACAGACAAGCUCUGGGGGAGAGGCUGUACCCCAGAGUUCACGCAAUGCAACCAGCCUUUGCCAGUAAAAUCACAGGGAUGCUGCUGGAGCUGUCUCCUGCUCAGCUGCUGCUGCUUCUUGCCAGCGAGGACUCCCUCAGAGCCAGAGUAGAGGAAGCCAUGGAACUCCUUAUUGCACAUGGAAGGGAAAACGGUGCUGACAGUAUAUUGGACCUUGGUCUUCUGGAGACUCCGGAAAAAGCACAACAGCAGGAAAACCGAAAGCGACACGGCUCAACGCGCAGUGUGGUGGACAUGGAGCUGGAUGAUCCAGAUGAUGGGGACGAUAACGCUCCUCUCUUCUAUCAGCCGGGAAAACGUGGGUUCUAUUCUCCGAGACCUGGAAAAAACACAGAAGCCAGGCUCAACUGCUUCAGAAACAUCGGGAGGAUACUGGGGUUAUGUCUGCUACAGAAUGAACUCUGUCCAAUUACGUUAAAUAGACAUGUCAUAAAAGUGCUUCUGGGAAGAAAGGUAAAUUGGCACGACUUUGCAUUCUUUGACCCUGUAAUGUACGAGAGCCUUCGGCAGCUCAUUCGCCAUUCUCUCACCGGGGAAGCGGAGGCGGUGUUUGCUGCAAUGGAUCUGGCGUUUGCCAUAGAUCUCUGUAAAGAAGAGGGGGCUGGACAAGUGGAGCUCUUGUCUGGUGGAGUGAACAUUCCAGUAACUCCCCUCAACGUCUAUGAAUAUGUGAGAAAGUACGCAGAGCACCGGAUGUUGGUGGUUUCUGAGCAGCCACUUCAUGCAAUGAGAAAAGGUUUGCUGGAUGUGAUCCCCAAAAAUGCUCUUGAGGAUUUGACUGCGGAGGAUUUCAGGCUCCUGGUGAACGGCUGCGGAGAAGUUAAUGUCCAAAUGCUCAUCUCCUUCACUUCUUUCAAUGAUGAGUCUGGAGAAAAUGCAGACAAACUACUGCAGUUCAAACGCUGGUUCUGGUCCAUAGUUGAGAAGAUGAGCAUGACUGAGAGACAAGACUUGGUAUACUUCUGGACCUCUAGUCCAUCUCUCCCUGCGAGCGAGGAGGGUUUCCAGCCAAUGCCCUCCAUCACAAUACGACCCCCAGACGAUCAGCACCUGCCCACGGCCAACACCUGCAUCUCCCGUCUCUACGUGCCACUCUACUCCUCAAAGCAGAUCCUUAAACAGAAACUGCUCCUAGCCAUUAAGACAAAGAACUUUGGCUUUGUGUAG
Messenger RNA from Knipowitschia caucasica, 8529 nucleotides. The record is from the annotation of a GenBank genome assembly. Lineage: Eukaryota; Metazoa; Chordata; Actinopteri; Gobiiformes; Gobiidae.